Ctenopharyngodon idella (grass carp) is the source of this 1558-nucleotide messenger RNA. It is a transcript of the gene ifitm5, whose product is annotated as interferon induced transmembrane protein 5. NCBI's taxonomy places the organism in Eukaryota, Metazoa, Chordata, Actinopteri, Cypriniformes, Xenocyprididae. The record is from RefSeq and is a predicted model, not a curated record. The coding region runs from base 787 to 1215 and encodes 142 amino acids. The transcript has 2 exons. Gene Ontology annotation, cellular component: plasma membrane.
AUCCCAGAGAAAUAUUGUCUGUAUGGCUUUGGAUGACUCAAAAUAUUGCAUGAUUCAUAUUCUAAUGUCUUAAUUUUUGAUUUGGAGUUUUGUAAAUUUGUAAAAACAAUUCCUCUGAAGGAAAAAACACCUGUAUUAUUUUCUAAGUAAACGACUUUCCCUUUUUGAGUGAACUUCUCCUUUAAAUUCUUUGCUCUUUCCAGUAGGAGGCGCCAUUUUCUUACACAGGAUCCCCAGAUCCUGAUAGUUUGUAACAGGACACUGGUGACAAAAAUAAACAUCACUUGAAUAUAUAUAUAUAUAUAUAUAUCUCUUUGGUGCUCCGAUGGGGAUGCAGGUUUGAGUACGGCUUGCAUCCCAUCCCCAUUUCUAUCCCCCCAAAACCCCUUUCUAGGCUCCUUUCUAAUGAAAUGGGUGAAAAGCCCCUACCCCAAGAAUGAUUCAGAAAUCUCAUAAGUACAUUUUUUUUUAACCUAGUCAAAAGAAGUGUAUUUAAUUAAAAAUUAGUUUUAUUUUUAUAUAAUAUAAAAUUUAAAUAAAAUUUAAAAAAUUUAAAAUAGUCAUAAUUGUGCGUUUUUUCGACAAACCUAGAGAUUUUUUCGAAAUGGGUCCAUGUAUAGAAGCAGCACCCUGCCCUGAUCUCUCCAGCAGCAACCACAUAAUGAAUGAUCUCUCUCUCUCUCUGACUCCACCCAUCUGCAGUGCUGUAUAAGUAGUGUCCUGAUCUUUCUCCUCAGUAAUUCCUCUUCAGAUUUUUCCAGGAGUUUUGACCCCUGACCUCCGAGGAUGGAUAACGCCACAUACAGCUACGUGAACGACUGCACUCCGCUUACUAACUGUAAGUCCGGCCGUAAGGCUGGUGGCUCCACGGUGGUCAACAUGAGCCACGCGGGCAAGAAGCCACCAAACGACUACCUGAUCUGGUCGCUCUGUAACACUCUUUACGUCAACUUCUGCUGCCUGGGAUUCAUGGCUCUGAUCUACUCCAUCAAGGCUCGAGAUCAGAAGACCUUGGGCGACAUGCGUGCAGCACAGGAAUGCUCAGACAAGGCGAAGUGGUACAACAUUCUGGCAUCGGGCUGGAAUCUCUUGGUUCCUCUGCUGCUGUUGGGUCUGCUGGUCCUGCUUCUGGUUCAUCUGGGCAGCUCAGAGGGAACGUUUGAUUUCUUCGGUGAAGAUGGAUUUCAGAGUUUCAUGAAGCUCUUCAGCAGGUAGACAGAGCGACUCAAGCAAUCCCACCACCAAACGCUCCUGCAAACCUUCUGGACAGUUCACCCUCUCUCCACUUUAUCAGCAUGUUAUUUUCUUUGGCUGUGUGAUGAUGAAUUUAUUAUUAUUUAGAUUUGUUUUUUUUUCAUAAUUAAUGUCAAUGUACUGUAUAUCUAUCUACCCAACAACUCUAUUUUAUGAAGUAAAUUGGCUCUCUGUAUUUAAUAAAAUAUUUAAUGUCCUCAAUAUUUUUCCACAUGCGUCUCCUUGAACAGAUUUCUGUCAACAAUGGGAUUAAGUAAUUACAUUAGCGAUAUUUCAGCGAAAAUUCGACGGCAAUAAAAGUCAA